AUGUUUUUCUGCUACUUUAUCCAGCAAAUCGCCGUCAAGCAUAAGCCCCAACUUCGCACGCCCGUCGCGGCGACGGCCAUCGUGUAUUUCCGCCGGUAUUUCGCCAGUUUCUCCUACUCCACGUGCGACCCGUCGCUGCUGGCUGCAUCGGCUGUUCUCCUGGCCAUCCGGUCUGAGGAGGCGGCUCCCGCGUCAAGUGGCAUUGCCGGGGCUCGGACCAUUGCUACCGCGGCCAAAGUUGUUG
Messenger RNA from Fonticula alba, 244 nucleotides. Its product is annotated as cyclin domain-containing protein. The annotation marks the transcript as partial. Lineage: Eukaryota; Rotosphaerida; Fonticulaceae. The record is from RefSeq and is a predicted model, not a curated record. The transcript is spliced from 3 exons.